Puccinia graminis f. sp. tritici CRL 75-36-700-3 is the source of this 3283-nucleotide messenger RNA. RefSeq lists its product as uncharacterized. Gene Ontology annotation, cellular component: membrane. NCBI's taxonomy places the organism in Eukaryota, Fungi, Basidiomycota, Pucciniomycetes, Pucciniales, Pucciniaceae. The coding region runs from base 1 to 2727 and encodes 908 amino acids. The transcript has 15 exons. The record is from RefSeq and is a predicted model, not a curated record. Gene Ontology annotation, biological process: transmembrane transport. Gene Ontology annotation, molecular function: ABC-type transporter activity; ATP hydrolysis activity; ATP binding.
AUGACUCCGAUCUUACUUAUUGGGACUCUGGUGCUCACUUUUGGUACUCGAGCGUUCUCGAGAUUUGUCCUCAAAUUACAAAACGUGGGAUAUGAAUCACUACCGGAUUCGAAUUUCGAGCGACAGACAACCACUGGGAGGGGUGAACGAGAGAUUCUGAGCUCGACUCACCAGCCAAACCGCCAUCUCAAUCCUCCUCAACCCGAGGAAGAAGCAGGCAUUGUCCCCGUCGUCGUCCCCCUCCGCAAACCACGUCGGAACUGGAUCUAUGCCGUCCACGGUUUAAUCAUCUUGAGUUAUUUCUUCGAUGGACUGGUGAUCUGUGUCCGAGCUGUCUGGGCACAUUGCUGGGAACCAUCUGAAAUGGCUGUCUGGCGAGCCCUCGAUGGCUAUGUCGUCAGCUGUCUGGUCGCUUUCGUUGGUUGUAUUGUGGCUAUGAGUUGGGAGGAGCGUGGUUCGGGUCAAUUAGGCGGUUGGGGUAAAAUCUAUACUAGAGUCUUUAGUACCCAAGCCUUACUGGGGGAAAUGGUAAUCGGAAUAUCGUGUCUCAUGCUUCUUACUCGCUCCCCUCAAUCCAACACAUCAACCGCGUCACCUAAUCACACCAGUAUAGACCCAUAUGACCUACUUCAUGCAAUUAACCUCUCGGUGCGGCUAUUACUGGUGAUCAGCUUGAGCUUACUACAGACCAGAUUCCUCUAUCAUAAAGAGUUUGUGUCCCUAAGUUCCCUGCGACCAUCAACAGCUGAAGUCUCUCCGGAACGAUCCGCAGGAGGGUACGGGACUUUUGUGCCAUCCAACGGCUCGAAUGCGCAUGUUCUCAGCACCAAGGCUCAGAUGAGGGAAGCGCCAAAACCGACAGGCGUUCUCAAGAUGAUGAAACGAGUCAAAAUCUUGUUCCCGUAUCUUUGGCCGCGUCGGAGUAGAGCCCUCCAGGCAGUCGCCCUAUGUUGUUUCUUACUCCUGUUUGUGGGCAGGGCGGUCAACCUGAUGGUUCCCAUGACCCUUGGCGAGGCCACUGAGGAUCUUUCUCAAAGUCGCUCUCCCUGGUUACACCUGGCUGCCUACGUCGGUUUGAGAUUCUUGCAAGGCUCUGGUGGGAUCAUUAAUGUUAUCUUGCAAAGCUUGUGGGUCCCCGUGGCGCAGUAUGCAGAUCGAUCAAUGUCGAUGAUGUCUUUUCGACAUAUUCUAGACCUGUCUCUGUCGUAUCAUACUAGACGUAAGACGGCUGAAGUGCUCCGGAUCUUGGACCGCGGAUCUGCUAUCAACCAAUUCUUUCAAAUGCUAUUUUUCAGUUUGAUACCAAUUGUCUUAGAUAUUGGACUAGCAGUGGGCUAUCUUGCAAUCAGAUUCGACAUCUUUUUGGCCGGUAUGCUGCUCUUCAUCAUGAUUGCAUAUGCCGCAGUUAGCGUUCUGUUAACCCAAUGGCGGACUGCUAUCCGCAGAGAAAUGGUCGAUAAAGAUAAAUAUACCAGAGGAAUUCAAGGAGACUCCCUUCUGAAUUGGGUACGAAACCAUAGCCUGGUUUACACGAAAACCUUUGAAACCAAUCGGUAUCUAGAUGCAACUAUCGACUACAGCGAUCUGAUUCAUGGUCAUGUCGUCCUUAUAUACUCUCAAUUUUGCACAAAUGCGAUAAUUUCCGUUGCGCUUCUGAUUGGUUGCUUCGCAGUAGCUUUUCAAGUCAGCACUGGUCGCAAAACCGUUGGGGAUUUCGUGCUAUUUGUCUCUUAUGUUGCGCAAUUGGUUGGACCUCUGAAUCAGUUGGGGACUUUGUACAGGGUCAUCCAGCAGAACCUAACUGAUACCGACAACCUAAUGAAGCUCUUAGCUGAGCCAAAGGAGAUUGAAGACCGACCUAGUGCGCAAACCAUCAUUAAAGCCAAAGGCACCAUAGAAUUUGAUCAUGUUGGAUUCAGCUAUGAUGGCAAGAGUUCCGCGUUAGAAGACAUAUCAUUCACUGUUCCGGCUGGAUCUUCUGUUGCUUUGGUUGGUGAGAGCGGAAGCGGGAAAUCGACGAUUUUGAGGCUGUUGUUCAGGUUCUAUGAUCCUACCGCUGGAUCAAUUAAACUGGAUGGAGUUGACAUUCGUGAUCUUACUCAAGCAAGUUAUCGAAGCCAAAUUGGUAGUGUACCACAAGACGCUGCCUUGUUCAACGACACAAUUAGAUACAAUAUUGGUUAUGGUGCAAUCGGUGUUAAGCCGGACGGACCCACCAUGGAAGAUGUGGUGGAAGCAGCAAAAGCUGCUCAGAUUCAUAAUCGUAUCAUGUCAUUUCCAGACGGGUAUGAGACUCGAGUUGGGGAACGAGGAGUCAGGCUAUCGGGUGGAGAGAAGCAAAGGGUAGCCAUUGCACGAGUGAUGAUCAGAAACCCGCCCGUAAUUUUACUGGAUGAAGCCACAUCGGCUUUAGAUACAACAACUGAAAGAGAGAUUCAAGAAGCUCUACAAAAGCUGGGCCAAGGAAGGACGACAGUUGCGAUUGCGCAUCGUCUCUCAACCAUUGUCAACUCAGAUAUUAUCUUAGUGAUCGGGAAGGGGAGAAUCGUCGAAAAGGGAACUCACAGCGAUUUGCUUGCUCUCAAAGGGCUUUAUUCUGAUCUUUGGGCCAAACAGAUUAGAGCGGAAGUGGAAGCAGGUGGAAGUGAAAGUCUUCUAAAGCCACCGGUUGUCCAGUCUUCCUCUACUAGUUCCUCCGGCGGCGAGAGUGAACCCGCCAUAAACUAGUAAUGUGAUUGUUAUCUCCAUAAUAGCCACACUAGCAGCACCUCUACCCAAAAUCGCGAUAACAACAAUGGCAAGGUAAUAUACGUCUUCUGCGGGGAAGUCAAUAUGUUUUUGAUUUCCUUUUUUUGUUAUCAACAUAGACUGUUUUGUCUUGUCAGACCAAAUCCCCCAACCUUACUUUUGUUUUCUUGGCCCCAUCAAAAAUAAUGGCAACAAGAACAAAUAAUCAAACUCCAUUAACAUUUCACGUUGUUUGGUGGCUUUUUGUGAUAGAAUCUCGCGCUUUUUUUCCGCGACUUUUUCGAUCUAAUAAUUUCUACGCGCGCCGCCGCGCGACAUCUUUUUGUCUGCUGUGAUUUAUUUCAAUUUGUUUUUGUGAUGUGUUUAAUUGAUAUUGUUGACAGUUGUAGUAAACUACAUUCUUAGAACCAAGUGCUUAUCAUAGCUCAACGCUGACACGGCGGCGGCUGUGAAGCCAUUCAAACUGCUUGCGGUUUGCAUCAUGCAAGCAUACAAUCAAUGUAUGCAGACUCUUUUUUUCAAAUUCCGCUGUGUG